Nanorana parkeri is the source of this 597-nucleotide messenger RNA. RefSeq names its product proline rich 13 (gene PRR13). NCBI's taxonomy places the organism in Eukaryota, Metazoa, Chordata, Amphibia, Anura, Dicroglossidae. The transcript is spliced from 4 exons. The record is from RefSeq and is a predicted model, not a curated record. The coding region runs from base 48 to 425 and encodes 125 amino acids.
GAGAAGAGUGCGAGUGACAGGUAGAACAUCUACCCUUGGGGAAAGCAAUGUAUCCCAACCAUCCAGGACAACCUGGUUACCCACCAAACCCAGGAUAUCCUCCUGGCACCAAUCCUGCAUACCCUCCUGGUACAGUGCCCCCUGCCUACCCCCCUGGACAACCUGGUUAUCCCCCAGUUCAGCCUGUCUAUCCCCCUGGGCAGGCUGUCUAUCCUCCAGGACAUGUACCACAUCCUGGCCAUCAGCCUGGCUACCCUCCACAAGUUGGACCUUACCCACCAGGAAUGCCAGGGUACCCAGUGAACCCCAUGAUGCCUGGAUACCCCAUGGAUAAGAAGAUGAGGAAGAAAAUGAAGAAGGCAAACAAAGCAAAUAAGCAUGCAUAUGGAAGGAGAUCGUCAUCCUCUUCCUCCAGCAGUGAUUAGAAUAAAAAAAUUCUGCUUGUUAAAGAAGCCAAAGAAUAUUUUCCUGCAAUAAGUAGUAGCAUGCACAGUUUAUGUAUUUUUAAGCUGAAGAGCCGCAUGCUGCACUUAUCUCUGUUAUCAUCACAGAUGAAUGUAAUCAUUCCUGCAGUGUUCUAUAGUAGUUACACUGCAA